This is a messenger RNA of Amphibalanus amphitrite, 3489 nucleotides long. RefSeq lists its product as uncharacterized. The transcript has 22 exons. The coding region runs from base 31 to 3489 and encodes 1152 amino acids. Gene Ontology annotation, cellular component: membrane. Lineage: Eukaryota; Metazoa; Arthropoda; Thecostraca; Balanomorpha; Balanidae. The record is from RefSeq and is a predicted model, not a curated record. Gene Ontology annotation, biological process: proton transmembrane transport; sodium ion transport; regulation of pH. Gene Ontology annotation, molecular function: sodium:proton antiporter activity.
CUGCCCGUACUCUUGGCGGUACUCUGAACGAUGGUGACCGGCCGGGGAGCAUCUCCGGCCUGCUGGCUGGUGCCGGGACUGGUGCUGGUGCUCCUCUGUGGAGCACCAGUGAGCCGCGCCUGGAGCCACGGGCACUACUGGGCCGAGAGGAUCAGGGCAGCGCGCGCGGCCACUCUCGACACGCAUACUGUGACAGACCCGUCGUCUGAGCACGUGACCUACCACGGCUCGGAGGAGGCUCUGGAGCACGGCAGCGAGUCCAACGACACCGGCGGCGGCAUUACCAUCACCGAGGACCACCACCACAAGUCACACCACCCUCACGUGGCGCACGACGGCCAGUACACGUACUGCGUGGAGCGGGCGCCGCUGCACGAGAGCCACGGUAUCCACGUGGCCUCGUGGCGCUGGGACGAGGUGCGGCCCUACUACGCCAUCACCCUGUUCAUCGUUAUCGCUGGCCUCGCCAAACUCGGUUUUCAUCAUGCUCAUUUCCUGUCUUCACGAGUUCCCGAGUCAUGUUUGCUCAUUCUGCUUGGUACCAUCAUGGGGACGCUCACCUAUCAUUUCAGACACCUGCCCGAAUCAGACCCAACUGACAGGGCCUGGGGAAAGGCCUUCUCACCAUCAACGCACGUGGAGAAGUUUCCCGACAUCCGCCUGCCGUCGGGGGGACCGAUGAUCGGCGCCUGUCAGACGGAGCGCAGCGCCUUCCUGCCCAACUUCGACUCGCACCUCUUCUUCCUGGUGCUGCUGCCGCCGAUCAUUCUGGAGGCGGCGUACUCCCUGCACGACCGCACGUUCGCUGACAACCUCGGCACGGUCCUACUGUACGCAGUGGUGGGCACGCUGUUCAACAUGUUCACGAUCGGACCGCUGCUCUACCUGCUGGCUAAGGUGGGCGCCAUGGGCUCCAGCAUGGUGCCGGCGCUGGCCGGCUACGACAUCUCCAACAUCAGUUUCGUGCAGAUGUUGACCUUUUCGUCGCUGAUCGUGGCCGUGGACCCGGUGGCCGUGCUGGCCAUCUUCCAGGAGGUCGGCGUCAACAAGGACCUCUACUUCCUCGUCUUCGGAGAGAGUCUCCUCAACGAUGCCGUGACGGUGGUGCUGUAUAACGCCAUGGUGGCCCUGGCCGGCCAAGAGACGGACAGCGUCAGCUACGACCAGCUGCUGCUGGCCGUGGCCGCCUUCUUCUGCGUCUCCCUGGGCGGCCUGGCCAUCGGCAUCGUGUUCGGCGUCAUCACUGCACUCAUCACCAAGCACACGUCAGAGCUGCCCGUGGUGGAGCCGCUGUCGAUCCUGGCCUUGUCGUACCUGGCCUAUCUGUCGGCCGAGCUGGUUCACUUUUCGGGCAUCAUCGCCACCGUCGGCUGUGGCAUCGUGCAGGCUCACUACGCCACCAAAAACAUCUCCAAAAACUCCUACAUCACCAUCAAAUACUUCGUCAGCAUGGCCAGCUCCACCAGCGACACCAUCAUCUUCAUGUUCCUGGGAAUGGUGCUUAUCAGCGACGACCACCGCUGGCACACGGGCUUCUGCCUUUGGACUCUGCUGCUCUGCCUCGUCUUCCGGUUUAUAGGUGUUUACCUACUGACCUGGUUCGCCAACCGUAACCGAAUGAACCGUAUCGGUCGCAAGGAGCAGUUCAUCAUGGCGUAUGGCGGUCUGCGCGGCGCCGUCGGCUUCUCGCUGGUGGUGAUGCUUGGGGAUGUAAUCGACAAGGAGACGGCACAGGUGUUCGUCACGUGCACACUGUUCAUUGUGCUGUUCACCGUCUUCGUUCAGGGCUCCACAGUGAAGGUGUUGGUAAACUUCUUCCGAAUCAAGCUGGACGAUGACGAGGAGAAGACACUGGUGGAGGAGAUUGUGACGUCAUCGCUCGAUCACAUCUCCGAGGGAGUGGAGGAAAUUGUCGGCUACGGAGGUCUCAACCGGCUGAAGGAGCGUCUGGAGACUCUGGACGAGAAGUACCUGACGCCGUGGCUGGUGCACACCCCGCCCAUGUCCAACCUGGCGCGUCUGUACGACAAGCUGGUGCUCGACGAGCACUACGCCAACCUGUACGGACCGGCCGCCGUCCUGGAGACGCAGAAGGACUUCGACACCGGCUCCAUUACGUCGUCACUGCCCUCGUAUCCCGCCUACAAGGACAAAGACCGUAAGAGCUCGCUGGCAGCCGACGACGGUCACCUGGAUCUGGAGCCGGGCUGGAUGCGGCGCAAGUCCAUCCUGAACUCGCCGAAUGGCGACAUCAAGCGCCGUCUCUCGUCAGCCGUCAACCUGCCGCUGCCGGAGGACGAGCUGGCGUGGCUCCGCCGGAUCUCCGCGACCACCCCGGAGCUGCCCAUGACGCGGCCCUCGCUGAGCGACGCGCGUCGACCGUCCAUCAUGGGCGACGGUCGGCGUCCGUCUCUGAUCCCGCCCGACGGACUGGGCCUCAGCAUGGGCCGGCGCUCGUCCACCCUGCCUGCCGACGGGAGGACGGGAUCGCUGCAGCCGCCGCCACUGCCCGGCACCGGCGGCAGGCGCACCUCCAUCGUCAACGACCUCAAACAGGGCUUCGCGCGCCGGCUCUCCGUGUUCGGCGCCACCGUCCACGACCAGAAAGACCCACAGGACGAGGAGAGUGGAGGUCGCCGCGACUCCGUCUUCCUCCGGUCACCGUCCCCGCAGACGGACACACAGCUGCUGCGACACGCCAUCCGAGAGAACCCCUUCAACAAGCUGCACUUCCGCUACAACCCGAACCUGGUGGACGAAGAGGACCAGGAGGUGGAGACACACCUGCGGAGGCGCCGGCUCAACGCGCGCCGCAUGUCGCAGAUGGUGUUCCUGCCGCCGACGGCACAGACCAUGCUGGCCGGGCUGGCCGAGCAGGGCGAGAGCUCGGUGCCCGGCUCCGAGUCGCUGUCGCGCGCCAGCAACCACCGGCAGUCGCUGCGCAUCCGGCGCUCCCUGCGCGAGACGCCGCCCCUGCGCAGCCGCAGCAACUCCCUGCAGCCGACAUCACUUCAGCACGGCAACAUUCCGUUCGUGUUCGGCCCCAAGAUUACAAAGGCACGCGGCACCGCCACGCCAGAGAGCGGCUCCACGGCCUCCCCGGAGCCGACGCGGCCCGUCGCGGGGGCCGGCGGCGGUCACGUCAACCCCACCUUCGUCAUCACGGAGGAGUCGGACUUUGAGUCGGAGCCGGCCGGCCGGCAGUCGGGCACGGCGACGCCGCCGAGCCCGAGCCCUCCCGAGUCGGAGGGCUCCACGGCCCGCCGUUCCUCCCAGGAGUCGUGCAGCUCGCAGGCGACGCUGCCGGCCGCCACGGCGGAGGAUGAGACGCCGAGCCGGGGCGGCCGGACUGGAGCCGGGCAGCGCGGGCCGCCGCCGGAGCCGGCCCUGCCGCUGGUCACCCUGCCGACCAUCGCCGUCACAGACGAUAACGACGACAACCCGACGACGCCGACCGACGACAGCGGCGUCACCAUCAGCAGGCUCUGA